AUAUACUUAAGUCUAAUAUUUGUAUGUCCAGGGCCGAUGGAGCCAGCGAUGCCUCGUCGCAAGAAGUACCCGGGGGUGGCGUACAAGACGAACGAGCUGUUCGACCCCGCGCCUGCUGACGACAUCCGGCCGCAGCAGACCUCGGCUUUCGACAGGGCCAGGAGCGCGCAGAGGAAUGACGCGGACCGCGCCGGGCGGCGCAGCAAGUCGGAGGGCCCGCGCCAGCCGAGGUGGACUGACACCGUCGAGCCAAAGGCUACAACAGCGUUGGGAGACGUGAUAGCAGCCAAGGAACCAGAAGUGGUGAGCACGGAGUACCGGAACCAGUUCGCGUGGCCCAAGGACACCACCGACUCCGUGCCCCGGAAGAGCAUCUCCAUGGGAGCCCUGAAGAAGGCGGCCGUGGCUGAAGGGUUAGUUGAAGCGGAGCCGCUGAUGAACCACGUGGAUGGAGACCACGACGACCACAAGCGGUACAUCGAGGACUACCUCUGGAACGGGCAGAAGCCAGGAGUGCAGAGAAAAUCGACGUUCCGUAACGCGCUUUCGGCCCUCAUAUCCAACGGGGAGGAUCGUUCCAAAGAUAAUAGGAAACGUUACAAAAGCGAGUACAAAAAGAAAUUUAGACCGUUCUCUCAAUACGUGUACGAGGCGUCUAAAGGGACAUUUACGAAAUGCAGGGGGAAAGGGAAGUCGAAUGAGGAGGCGAGCGAGAGGAUGCUGGGGGAUGCGGGGCAGGGGGUCGCGGGGGCGAGUACGGGGGCAGGGGGGGCCGCGGGGGCAGUAGAGGCGGGGGAGGACAGCGCCAACACGCUGCGGGCGGCCGGCCUGCAGCCGCUCGGCCUGGCCCAGGGCGACUCCUGGUACCGCGAGGUGCUGGACCUCCGCAAGCGCGCCGGCGAGUACAAGUACCGCGGCUGGGGGACUGAAAUGGCGCCAGAACACAUCACACAGCUUUACAAUAAGCAGAUCGAACUCUGGUACCAAGUGUCCCGACGAUCCUCGCUGUCGGCAUUAUCACUAGCUUCCACCAAUCACAAGGCACUGCCUCGCGACGAGAAGGAUGGAAAGGAAUCGAAGGGGCAUUCUCCGAAGAAGUUCAGGUCGUUCCGGUCGGCGCCUCACCAGUCGAUCCAUGCCAAGCUGCAGGAGACCAAGGCACUGGAGAGGUCUCCUCACAAGACCUCGCCACAGAAGCAGAGGAAGAAGCUGCAAGGACACAGCUUCGAUGAAGGUGCUACUCAGGAUGGAGCGAAGUCGGGCGACAACGCAGCAUUCAGGUCUCCCCGGCGGCGGCCGCGCUCGGCCGACCCCGCGCCCGCCGCCGCGCACGUCAAGCUGCUCGCCAACGGGCACGAGCCGCAUCCCGCGCCCAUCAAGCCCACGGGUUUGCCGUUGAGUAGAGGGAGUAGUAAUAGAGUUAGGUCGACAUCAAGAGGGGGACGGUCGCCGUCGGCGCCAAGCAAAACAGGGGCUACAGGGGCUACAGGGGCCACAGGGGCUACAAUACCUAACGGGGCUCCAGGCAGGGGCCGCCGCAGUCGGAGCGUAUCCAAAGUCGGCAUAAAGUUGGACGACGAGUUUUCAUCGCACCGCAGCGCUUCGGUCGCGAAGGAUCAUUUCUUCGAUGACUCCCCAGUGGUCAAGUCGCCCCCUGAACCGACCAGGGUCAAAUCCCCUGAGCAAAUGAACAUGAGGUCUCCCGACCCUGUCAACUGGACGGUGCCCCUCGACACAGGGAAGACCUUCACGGUCACCCAGAAUGUGAAAAGCGAUGAGAGCAUUAAGCGCCCUAGCUCUGAGUUUAAGGGUGGCUCCGUAGCCGAAGAAGCCUCCGUGAAGCCGGCAGAAAUCGCUCCAAUCCAUCAUCAGCAAAUGUCGCCAAUACGUUCGCUGAAAAAGAGCGAGUCCCCAACGAGCCUGAGCAAGCGCACAGACAAGACUCCCACGACCCCCAUCAGCUUGACCCCCAUCGACGAAACCAAAGCCUUAGAUAUGAACAAAGUCAAUGGAAUUAACGGCGUGAAUGGUGUUAACGGUGUGAACGGCGUGAACGGCGUUAAUAGCAAUGAUAUUACGCCUGAAACUCCUACUGAGGAGCCGCUUAAGGAGAAGGAGGUCAUUAAAAAGUCGACUGAGGCUACUCAGAUAGCCCCCGGUGUGGUCGACACUAACGUGGUGAAUGAGAGCCCGACUGGCGGGCUGACCGCGUCCGAGAUACUGGACAGGGCCCGCACGAGGUUCGACAAGUUCUGGGGAAAGAAGGAAGAGGACAACGUCUAGUUGUUAACCUCUUAGUUUCACUUUCACUCAAAAUUGUGACAGUGUUCAAACAAAAUUGAAAAUUUAGAACUCAUAAUUCGAUGACAAAUUCUUGAUGAAAAAAGUUCAGUGUUUUCCGAAAAUUUUGUUAAGCUGUCACAAUUUCCAGUCGGUAAAGUCGAAAGUUCAAUAAAAGUAGGGAAAAAAUUAAAAGCUGUGUUUAAAUCUGAAAAAAUAUGAAAAAAAGCUUCGCUUUAUAACGACGACUGUAUUAUUAUGUAUUUACUAUUAUUUAAUAUUUUAUUAUCAUUAAAUCACUGUCUAUUAAAUAGGAGUGUGGUGGCUUGUGAUAGUAGUAACGAUGAUGAAUAGUUAUUAAUUAAUGUAUUUAUUUAUUAUGAAAAAUCAUUUAAUUUAUUAUAUCUACGUAUGACCGAUUUUCGAUCUAAAUACUUUUAGAAUAAGACCCAAAAUAAUCUUGUUGAAUCUUAUGAAACUCGGUACACUUUCUUUCCAUUUGCUGUCUUGUUUUACUUGAUGUAUUUUAAUGAAAUUGUUAAUGUGUAGGUAAAUAUUAAUUAACGUUAAAUUUAAAACAUAUAAUUAUUCCUGAGAUUAUUUGAUAAAUAUGUAUGGUUUCUACAGCUUGUCAUGCGAAAAUUAGCCCCAAUGUCUGAGACCUGAAGAGUACAUAUUACUUUUGCUUUAAUUAUAAUUAAACAUUCCAAACCAAAUAAUUUACAUCCUAUGUAAAAAAAUACGUUCAAAAAUAAAAUAGGAAUAUUUUGUCAAGUACACUACAAUUAAUGACAUUUCAGAAAAGGAAUGCAAUUAAUGUGAUUUCUUAAUAAAAUAAAUUAUCAAAGGCAGUAAAGUAUACAUAACAUAAUUGAAAGCCGUCCAAUGUAGUGUUUAUUGGCAAAUACUAAAUUUAGUUGCCAUUGCAGUUUUCGAAUUAGAAGUUUCGAACGCAUCUUGACUUCAGCCAAUCAAAUUGCUUGUCAUAAAUGUCAUUCGACUUAGGCGGGAAACUAUAUAAUUAAAUAAAAGCUAGUUGAAUAUUACUAAACAAAUUAUAUAAAAUGGAAAUAUCGCGAAAGUCCUGUCGUCUUUGUUUAUCGGAGACUGAAUUCAACGUAUCUUUAUAUGGUAAUUAUGGCAGAAGAACAAACAUAGUAGACAAAGUAUUAGUUUGUCUGAAACUAGUAAUCGAAGAGAGCGACUAUUUGAACACAAUUUGCUACAGAUGCGCCGAUAACGUCGAAAGGUAUUACGAUUUUGUUAUGUUUAUAAAGAAAUCACAAACGAAAAUGGUCGAACCGAAGCGAACAAUGGAAAAUUCAGUUAAUCGUCGACUGAUCGCGUCAUACGUCAGAGAGCAAGUGUAUGACGCCGACUAUACGUUCUCGUUCCUCGAUAUGCCUAACAACGAGGAGAAGCAGGAGCCAGGGGCAUCUAGUCCGUUCUUUUCAUAUUUUUCGCCACCAAAUAUGUUGGUGAAGCGCGCUAGCGAGGAGCCGGUGUGGAAAACACCUAAGCCGCGUAGGGAGGAUCUCGACAAGCGUGAGUUGAGACGGGAGGACAAGGUGAAGAGACAAUACGGGCCCGAGAGGCCGCGCCACCACUCCAGAGACUUGUUUGAUUCCCAAUCGCAAGAUGUAGAUGAGUCGGAACUAAAACCUUUAGACUGGAAACUGACACCAGAUGAGAAUAUCAUGAAACGGGUCAGGGAUAAAUGUUUUGGUCGGUCUGAUUUUUAGUUUAUUGUGUUUUGACCUAUAUUACACUUAAUUAUAUAUGUGGUAAGGUAGAUAUUUAAUUGAGCGUCAUAUUCUUAUUGUAAUACUUUCAUUUAGAAGCCUUUAUUAUAUAUAGGUUUAAUACAGAACAAAUUCCAAUUGUAUGACUUCAUAUUGUGUCAUAACUAUUUUUACAUUAAAAAUAUGAUAUUGACAGUGGGAAGUCACAACUUUAAUUACAUAUUGGCAAGCAUUCUUAUGGAUUUUCCAUAGAAAUAACUUAAAAGUUAAAAUAUGAAAUUUGUCUUUAUAUGUAAUAUUUAUUUGUUUCAAAAAUUACUAUGAAUUGUUUAAAAGUGAAUGAAUAAUUAUUUAAAGAGUUUAGUGUAACCGAAAAAUAAACAAGUUAACUAUUAAUGAAAUGGUUAAAACCAAGAUUAAAAUUAAAUAUAACUUUUUACCAUCUACGCUUAACAUAAAAUUUAACUUGUCUAUUUCACGUCACUACUACAGCAAUUCUGCAUCUUAUUUUACUAAGAAUUUUCUUUUUAAUUUAAAUGUUUUAAAAAACAAAGUGUAAUAUAGGAUAGAGUUAUUUGCAAUUCAAUUGUUGUUUGUUAUAUUAAUUUAUUAGAUAUUUUUGACAUAAAUACUUUUAAAAUAAAGUUUAUAUUUUAUUUAAUAUUGAUUUCAGUGGACACCGUAGAGACAGGGUACUUAGAACUCUUGAUUUUGAUUAAUGGACUUGUUGUUUGUGACUUCUAAAAAUAUUGCUUGGGCUGACUGUAACUAAAUUUCUUUGAAAGCUGUAAAAAAUAAUUAAAAGCAAAGAAUAAGCUUUUUAUUAUGAUUAUAAAGCUUAAGUGUGGACAGCCUAUAAAAAUGAUGGCUUUACUUUUACAUUUCAUCAGACCUAAAUUUCAUUUUAUUUUUCUUUAGUUCUCUUAUCAACUCAGUCUAAGCAAUUUUAAAUUUAUUUAAUCUUCUCAUUGAAAGGAACAAGGCCACGAAAUGUCAGGAACUGCCCACUGAUUUGCUAGCUCAUACAAAAAUGUAUGGAUUUGUAUGUAAUAGGAAUUAUUGAGACAAGCAUUGUUUUGUAAGACAUGUAAUCAAUUGUGUAGAAUGUUUAUAAAGUAUAUUUUUAAUUUAGUUCCUAUCGAAGUCCAUUCGCAUCCUUCCAUGUAAUAAAAUAGUUUGUUCAGAAAUGUUAUUUUUUAAAGCUUUGUUCUCCUAAGUUUAUGGUCAGGAACUUUAAAGGUGAUUAAUCAUUAAUAUGUAUCUACAAAUAGCUACAAAUUGCAUUUAUGUCUUACUUCAUAUACACUUGGUUGUCCAAUGAUGUGCAUAUGAUGAAAUAUAUUCAAUACUGAUUCAAAAAGCCAAUUCUGAUGACCUACCCCCAAAGUAGGCAUUUAAUAUGAUAAAUGUAUCAGUGUGUAGUGGAAGUGAGACAACAUACUACACAGGCUGUAGCGCCGUCUCCUUCUGCAUGCAAUACUUAUUUUUGAGAGGUGGUGGAAGUUGGUGCCACCUGAGCAAAGGUACUUUACUAUUUUGACAUUAACAAGAAAUACUGAAAACUAAAGCCUUUUCCUGACCAUAAAUGAGGGUAAUCAUCAAUUUUACUGUAAUCUAGAUCUAUGUACCAUAAGUAUAUGUAAUAAUGGUCUGAUAAUCCUAGAUUGUUUUUGUUAUAGAUGUUUAUUUAAGAAUCCAAUGGUAUUACUAACUUAUGAGCAAGCCUAUUGAUUCAACAUUAUUUUAUACUAGAUUGCCUGAGAAAGUUGAAUGACUACGGUAUAGGGAUAUAAUAAUGUUAUAUCAAAGAGGUUUGCUUAUUAAAGAUUUUAAGAUCCCAAUGUUUGUAUCAUGAACUCUCAAAAAAGGCCUAUAGCCGUUGUGUAAGAAAGACGCACUCAUUAGAAUUGAGUUAGGCAUCUCACACAAUUUUUAUAGUCCUGAUUUAAGAGAUUAUGGUUAUAGACCAGGUCACUUGUUUUGAAUUCAAUGUUGUUUAGUAACUCACGUUGUUUUUAUGUAAGUUCCUAUAGUCUAUUGUUUUCGCACAAAUGUUCAGUUUUUCUGUGGUGAAUGUAAGAGCCCUGCCCAGUAAGAGUUUAGUAAUAAUACUCCCUCAAUAGCAGAUAAUAAUUACAAAAUUUUUAGCUUUGCUACGGGUUUAUAAUAGCGUGUGUUAAUUUUCAGUUGUUAACAUCAAAUGGACACCUAAAUAAAAUAUUGAAAAUGA
Messenger RNA from Trichoplusia ni (cabbage looper), 6252 nucleotides. RefSeq lists its product as uncharacterized. The transcript has 12 exons. Gene Ontology annotation, biological process: negative regulation of centriole replication. Lineage: Eukaryota; Metazoa; Arthropoda; Insecta; Lepidoptera; Noctuidae. The record is from RefSeq and is a predicted model, not a curated record. The coding region runs from base 37 to 2283 and encodes 748 amino acids. Gene Ontology annotation, molecular function: microtubule binding.